This is a messenger RNA of Aspergillus brunneoviolaceus CBS 621.78, 1041 nucleotides long. Its product is annotated as exosome non-catalytic core subunit RRP45. Gene Ontology annotation, cellular component: nuclear exosome (RNase complex); cytoplasmic exosome (RNase complex). The transcript has 3 exons. The coding region runs from base 68 to 946 and encodes 292 amino acids. The record is from RefSeq and is a predicted model, not a curated record. NCBI's taxonomy places the organism in Eukaryota, Fungi, Ascomycota, Eurotiomycetes, Eurotiales, Aspergillaceae. Gene Ontology annotation, biological process: nuclear polyadenylation-dependent rRNA catabolic process; U5 snRNA 3'-end processing; nuclear mRNA surveillance.
CUGGCGGCCAAGUCCGCCGCCCCUCCGCCUAUUCUCCUCUCUUUUCCUCCGCCGAAAUUCCCAAAUCAUGAAUAAAGAAGCACCGCUCUCGAUCGCGGAGCGCGACUUCAUCCUCAAUGCGCUGCGCGAGGAUGUACGGCUGGACGGUCGCGCCGCGGAUGAGUUGCGUCCGUUGAAGGUGACCUUCGGGGAGGAGUACGGGCAUGUGAAGGUGCAGCUUGGUCGGACGAGUCUAGUGACACGCAUCUCAGCCGAAGUGACGAAACCGCACGACGACCGGCCGUUCGAUGGGCUUUUCACGAUCGCGAUGGAGCUUACGGCGAUGGGGUCGCCCGCCUGGGAUAAUGGACGACAAGGCGACCUCGAAACGUACGUGACCAACGUCCUGGACCGGGUGAUCCGCCACUCCAACGCGCUGGACACGGAAUCGCUGUGCAUCGUCAAGGGGGUGAGCUGCUGGAGCAUCCGGGCGGACGUGCACAUCACCGACUACGACGGCAACCUGAUCGAUGCGGCGUGCGCGGGCAUCAUGGCGGGGCUGCAGCACUUCCGGCGCCCGGACGCCGUGGUCAAGGACGGCCAGGUGAUCGUCUACGGGGUGGACGAGCGGGUGCCCGUCGCGCUGAACAUCACGCACAAGCCGCUCGCGGUGACCUUCCACUCCUUCGACGAGGGCAAGCGCGUGAUCCUCGACGCCACCCGGCGCGAGGAGCAGGCCGCCGAGGCCGACGUCGUCUUCGGGCUCAACAAUGCCGGCGACGUCUGCUUCAUGUCCAAGUUCUCCGGCUCGCCGGUCGACGCCAUGGUCUUCGUCAACAAGACCUCCGUCGCCCUGGACAAGGUUAAGGAGAUCAAUGCCGUCAUCGACAAGGCGCUGCAGGCGGAUCUGGCUAAGCGCGCGAAGACGGGCAGGGCCGAGGAGUCGCGGGCGGAGAAUGAUCGGUGAUCUACCUUCAGGUCGGGGUGGCUUUGGCGGGGUUUUGCUAGGUUUUACUAGAGAUGUCAUGCAUAUUACCAGGAGUCUAAUGGUUUUGAAAGACG